Messenger RNA from Brassica napus (rape), 1380 nucleotides. RefSeq names its product NAC domain-containing protein 10-like. The record is from RefSeq and is a predicted model, not a curated record. Gene Ontology annotation, cellular component: nucleus. NCBI's taxonomy places the organism in Eukaryota, Viridiplantae, Streptophyta, Magnoliopsida, Brassicales, Brassicaceae. Gene Ontology annotation, biological process: regulation of DNA-templated transcription. Bases 127 to 1062 code for a protein of 311 amino acids. Gene Ontology annotation, molecular function: transcription cis-regulatory region binding; DNA-binding transcription factor activity. The transcript has 3 exons.
ACCUCAUCUUUAGCUGCUCUCUCUCCCUCCCUCUCUCGACUCUAUCUUUUAGUAGUACUAAUUUUAAUUAGGUUUAGAUUUUGGUGGGGUUUGUUCUAUAGAGAGAGAGAGAGGGAUCAGUAAAAGAUGAGCUGGUGUGAUGGUUCAGAUGACCUCAAUCUUGAAAGAGCAUCCAACAUUGAUCAUCCAUCGAUUCAACUCAAAGAUCAAUCUCAAUCAUGUGUCACGAGCCGUCCAGAUUCAAAGAUUAUCGUUGAAUCUCCCAUUAUGACUUGUUCUUCUUGUGGACAUAAGAUGCAUCAACAAGACGACCAGGUUGGCAGCAUCAAAGAUUUACAAAGUUUACCGGCAGGAGUCAAAUUCGACCCGUCGGAUAAAGAGAUCCUUAUGCACUUGGAGGCGAAGGUUUCAUCCGAUAAGCGGAAGCUUCAUCCGUUGAUCGAUGAGUUUAUACCUACACUUGAAGGAGAGAAUGGAAUUUGUUAUACGCAUCCUGAGAAACUUCCUGGAGUAAGCAAAGACGGGCAAGUACGACACUUCUUCCACCGGCCGUCAAAGGCUUACACGACGGGAACACGAAAACGUAGAAAAGUGAGCACAGACGAGGAAGGGCACGAGACACGGUGGCACAAAACGGGAAAGACCCGACCAGUUUUGUCUCAGUCAGGAGAAGCUGGUUUCAAGAAGAUCCUAGUGCUCUACACGAACUACGGUCGCCAGAAGAAGCCCGAGAAGACGAACUGGGUGAUGCAUCAGUAUCACUUAGGCCACAGUGAGGAUGAGAAAGACGGCGAACCAGUUCUCUCUAAAGUCUUCUACCAAACACAGCCUAGGCAAUGUGGAGGAUCGACCGAAACUAAACCUAAGAAUCUCGUAAACCUAAACCGGUUCAGUUAUGAAAAUCUUCAGGGCGGCUUUUCGUAUGAGCAUGGAGGGAAAAGCGAAGACACGACGCAGGUGAUUCGAGAGUUGGUGGUUCGUGACGGCGAUGUGUCAUGUUCGUUUCUUAGUUUUACUUGUGAUGCAAGUAAGGGUAAAGACAGCUUCAUGAAGAAUCAGUGAAACAUAUAAUAUACAAAUGCAGGUGCUUUGUGGAGUAAAGAUGGGGAAAAUAAUGAUGUGACUGAGGGAGAACAGAUUCUUUGUGUAGGUGUUGGGUAACUAUCAUAGUAAAUUAUCUCAAAGCUUUAAAGAGAUUUUAGGUUUAACUUUUGUUUGGGGUUUAAAUUGGGGAGGCAACUUUAACCUCGACGCAUUACUAAUCUUUGUUUUUUUUUCGUCCUAAAUAAAAUCUGUCGAAAAAUACUGUAAUAGCUCUUCUUUUCCAAUUAUUGUAACAAAAUAAGGUAAUAAUCAAAUAAAUAAAGGGAUAUUAAUACA